Molecule: messenger RNA, 750 nt
Organism: Vigna angularis (adzuki bean)
Lineage: Eukaryota; Viridiplantae; Streptophyta; Magnoliopsida; Fabales; Fabaceae
Product: 18 kDa seed maturation protein
Exons: 2
Coding region: 171-503 (110 amino acids)
Biological process (GO): embryo development ending in seed dormancy
Source: RefSeq, a predicted model, not a curated record
AGGCUGAGAAACUUGCCACGCGUACUAGUGCAUGUGCUGGUGUGGAAAGAUAUGGUAGCACCUAAAUCUAUUUAUUCGGUGUGGGAUGUUUGAGUCUGAUACAGUGAGCUGAAGAAAACCUAAUCUGAGAAAGAAAGAAAGAAAGAAAAUAAUAGAAGCAAUAGUUAAAAAUGCAGGGAGGAAAGACAACAGGAGAAUCCAUGAAGGAAAAGGCUUCAAACGUUGGUGCUUCUGCCAAAGCUGGCAUGGAGAAGACCAAGGCCACUGUCCAAGAGAAGGCAGAAAGAAUGACAUCACGUGAUCCGUUGAAAAAGGAAUUAGCAACCGAGAAGAAGGAAGCUAAGGUCGACCAGGCUGAGCUGGACAAGCAGGCGGCGCGUGAACAUAACGCUGUGGCGAGUGAGCAUAACUCGGCGGUGAAACAGGGGCCCACCUACUCCACCACCGGGGUGCAUGGUCAUCCCAAGGGAUUCCACCAUGGGACUGGAGGUACUUACAGUUAAAUAAUGAUGAUUAUACUAUAUAUCAUCAAAAGUUAUUAGCAAUGGUUUAAUAAAAACGGUGUUGUUGUUUUGUGUUCAUGCUUUUUUUUCUUUGUUUUUUCUUGUUUGUCCCUUUUCUCUCCAUUUUUGUUAUGGAGAGUGGAUGGGAUGUUGUUACUGGAUACCACUGUAAAAGUGUUUUCACUGUACUGUAUCGUUAUGUAUCAUUUCCGUUUCAAUAAAUAAACAAUAUCAUGGUAUUGUGUUA